This is a messenger RNA of Pangasianodon hypophthalmus (striped catfish), 860 nucleotides long. RefSeq lists its product as uncharacterized. Lineage: Eukaryota; Metazoa; Chordata; Actinopteri; Siluriformes; Pangasiidae. The transcript has 5 exons. The coding region runs from base 3 to 860 and encodes 285 amino acids. The record is from RefSeq and is a predicted model, not a curated record.
UGAUGAUGUGGCGUCUCUCUGUAACCUGUCUCCUGCUCUGUGUCUCUGUACACACGGCUCACAGUGCCAUUUACAAUCAGGGAGGCACAGAGGGGAGUUACAGUGUUCUCUUCUGUGAAAAUAACGGUAGUGUGAUUUGGAGUAAAGGUGUUGAUGGAGGGGGAGGGAGGAUCCUCACUGCUCAACAUGGAGAAGAACCCAUUAAACUCAACCCUGAUCCAGAUCACAGAUACACUGUGACAAGUAAUUUAUCACUCCAGAUAAAGAAUCUGUCCCUCUCAGACUCGGGGAUUUACUACUGUAACUCUGUUCCUGUAGUCAAUCUGACUGUCACUCCAUUAAAAGCCAGAGUCAAUCAGAGAGGCACAGAGGGGAGUGACACUUUUCUCUUCUGUGAGAAUGAUGGUAAAGUGAUUUGGAGUAAAGGUGUUGAUGGAGGGAGAAGGGAAAUCCUCGCUGCUCAACAUGGAGAAGAACCCAUUAAACACAAACCUGAUCCAGAUCACAGAUACACUGUGUUAGAUAAUUUAGCACUCCAGAUAAAGGAUCUGUCUCUCUCAGACUCGGGGAUUUACUACUGUAACUCUGUUCCUGUAGUCAAUCUGACUGUCACUCCAUUAAAAGACUCCUCCACUAAAUCCUACACAACUGCAUCUACCAUGAACAACACGGACAGCGUCAGUGAGGAGAACGAGUCCACACAGACGACUCCGACUAGAAGAACCAGCACCGGAGUGACUCACACUGAAAAUGGAGCUUCUCAAAACAACAUUCCCAAGAGCAGUACAGAAGAUAUCUGGACGACAAGUGAGUAUGAGAGAUCCAGUCCACUUUUCACACAUGAUCAGAAGUUUUUCUGA